CUAGGAGCAGGGCAGGGCUGACGAGGAUGAUGCAGGGCAGGCUGGUCCAUCUUCUCCACAUGUUGUCUCCAUCAGUACCACUUUGUUGCUCAACGCAUGAAGUGGACUGAAGCUCAGACCUACUGCAGAGAGACAUACACAGACCUGGCCACCAUUGAAAACACUGAAGACAUGAACCAACUCAUCAACACAGUUCCAUCUGCUAGUCAGGUCUGGAUUGGUCUGUACAGUAACAUUGAUUGGAAGUGGUCAGAUGGGUACAGAGGGAGUGGAGCUGAAUAUAAGAACUGGGAAAAUCUUGAUGACAAUGAGCCAGACUUUGGCGGGGGUCAGUUUUGCGUGAACAUUGGAAACAGUGGAAGAUGGUGGGAUGAUGGUUGUGCAAUUGAAUAUCCAUUCAUCUGUUAUAAUGGAACACAGCUGGAUCCUGAAUUUGUUGUUGUGAAUCAGAGUAUGACCUGGUCCAAUGCUCAGAGGUACUGCAGGGCGAACUUCAUAGACCUGGCCACUGUGAGGAACGACACUGAGAACCAGCAGAUCCACAACUUGGUGCUGACGAAAGACUGGACAUGGAUCGGCCUGUACAGAGAUCCUGACUCCUUCCUUUAUAACUGGUCUGAUGGCAGUCCCUACUCACUCACCACAUGGGGUGAUAAACAUUCAGUUUCAGGAUCACUCAGAUCAAUGAUGUGUGGUGUGCAGGAAUCAAACCAAUGGACAUUCAAGUCCUGUGAAGAGAGAUUUCCAUUUGUCUGCUACAGCAUCCCUGUAAAGAGGUGAGUAGUUAAGCUGAGGAUGAAGGUGCAGGACUCCUCUGUGGAUCUCAAUGACCCUGCUGUGAAAGCAAACAUCCUG
Thunnus maccoyii (southern bluefin tuna) is the source of this 855-nucleotide messenger RNA. RefSeq names its product lymphocyte antigen 75-like. Lineage: Eukaryota; Metazoa; Chordata; Actinopteri; Scombriformes; Scombridae. The transcript has 4 exons. The record is from RefSeq and is a predicted model, not a curated record. The coding region runs from base 97 to 780 and encodes 227 amino acids.